This is a messenger RNA of Lutra lutra (Eurasian river otter), 5261 nucleotides long. Its product is annotated as translation initiation factor IF-2-like. The transcript has 4 exons. Bases 1 to 1302 code for a protein of 433 amino acids. The record is from RefSeq and is a predicted model, not a curated record. Lineage: Eukaryota; Metazoa; Chordata; Mammalia; Carnivora; Mustelidae.
AUGGUAGCUAGCUCAGACACCUCCGCCGGGUCGCCGCACCGUCUCCGGCGUGGCGGCCACGCUCGGACGGACGCACCGACGCCCGCCAAGACCCGUCCAGUGCCCCCGGCUUGCGGAACAGCGCCAAGAGGAGCCGCUCGCCUUGCGCCCGGCCACUCACCCUCCUCGCUGAGUCCGGAUCCCAAACCGACGCCCCUGCUGCGGGUCCUGAAUCCCAAGUUGCCCCGAACCAGCGACUGCUCUCGUUCUAGAGAACCCUGCACACCGGUUCGGGCGGGCACCUCCGAGAGAGCACGACAAGCCCGGCGGGCGCCCCGGCUCAGCGGCCGCCCGGAACGCGUUGACAAUUCAUGGACCUGCUCAGCGAAUGAGGCGGACCGCGGGGCUGAGGCUACCGGGCUCCGGAGGGAGGCGGGGCCGCGCGGCGGGCGAGGCGGAGCCAGCCCCUGGGAAUCCGGGCGGCCGCUGGCUGGGCCGAGCGUCCCGCUCCGCCCCGCCGCCGCCGUCCAAUCCGUCGCUGCCGAGGCCUGGCGCGGAGACGCGCCGGCGGCAGAUAAGUUGGCUGCGGUGGGCAGCCUGGGCUGCAGACUGGCGCUGUGGGGGCAGCCGUGCGGGGAUUCGGGCGUAUUGGGAGGGAAGUGGUGGCCCCAAGAGACCCUGUCUGAGAGAGGCUUGGGGCCACCCAGACCCCUAGGGGUCGCGGCGUAUCGGCAAGCUGUGGAGGGAGAAGCCCAGCCGCGGCGCGAACAGACUCCGGGUCGACAACGCCCACACCUGGCGUCCGCGGGAGGCGCCGAACUUGGCCCCGAGGGAGCCCCAGCACUCGGAAGAAACCGAGACCCAAAGAGGUCAUUGGUUUAUUCUUCCCAGCACACCUGGGGAGUACAUCCAUGCUGUUAUCCUCUGUUCACAGCUGAGGCAACUGAGACUGAAGGAGGCAAAGUGUUUUGUCCAAGAACGCAACAGGGGCAGGGUGAGAAAUCGUGCAUUUAUUCAAUCAUGAGUCUAUUCAGCAUCUACCCUUGGCAAGGCACCACGGUGUGGAGUGCACAGCAAUGGGAACUAUAUCCGUGGUUUCUGCCUUGUAGGGAGUCUGCUGGGGCACUAAGUGUUUUGUGGAUUAUGUCUCUAGACAGUAAGGACCAGGGUUUAGAGGAGGAGAAGGUGAGUCCCUCAGGAUUCCUGGAAACAGUGGGAUUUGUGGUGCUUGAGAGAUGGGUAGAGUUUUGGCAGAUGGAGGCUAAGGGUGAUCAGAAUGCCAGAGACCGAGACAGGAAUGUGAGCAAAUUCAAGGCGUACUGAAGAAUGCUUGAUUACAGCAGGACAGUUGUCAGCCAAGGGCUGGUGAGGAGAAAGGAGCAGAUUUUUUAGCAUACUGAAUACCUAGCUAAAUAUAUAGAUUUUAGCCUGUGGGCAAUGGGAGCUCAACUCCUCUCUGACUUCUUCCAUUCCCUCAUUAUUCUAACAUGUACUGAGUGCUAAUAUACGCUUAGUCUCCAGAUGUUUUCUCAUACCUUGGCUUUUCUAACCUGUGCAGCAUUCCAAUGAGAUACAUACUAUAAUUCCUUCUCAAGUGGAUGUGAAAACUAAUGCAUUUAGAAAUUCAGAAUUGCCCACCAUCAUGGAAGUAAUAACUGACAGAUGUGGAAUUUGGAAAACAGCACCUUUGACUUUUUCGUAGGUACUUAUGGAAAGAAGGGGUGUGGAUUCUGGAUACUGUACUCAUGAUGCCCAUCUAACACUGUUCCCUUCACCCUAGUUUGGUGUCUUUCUAGAAAUGAAAAGUGAAUAGGAGAAAAAGAAAAUUUUCUUAACAUGUAAGUUGUUUGAUUUCUAAAGUCAGUUGUGGGUCAAAAAUAAAGAUACAGGGUAUUUCCCCCUAUUUUCUGUGCUCUCCAGCUAACAACAAAUAUCUGCAUUUUGAUAACUUUAGUCUUGGGUCUGUAAUAUAUUUGGAUCUCAGCUUAGUUUUUCCACUAAGCCAGAAUCUCUCUCUGGAGUUGGUCAACUUGGUCUCUAAUCCUUUCCCCUUAGCAUGCAACCCAACCUGUUUAUCAUAGUGCCCUGUGAGGUCUCCAUCUCAGCUUGAAUUUCGCCCAUCAAGAAAUAGCUUUUCCUCUCCAGAUGCAGGCUACUAAUUAGCAUUUUUACUGUUUAAUCAUCAGGACUAAAAUACAAGUGAGAGAAGUAUUAUUGUUAAUCCAAAAAUACUUAGAAAGGAAAAAGAUUGCUUAUUUAAAUCUUCCUAUAAAGAAAGAGAUGCUCUCAGGAGGUAGGUUUGUACUUAGGUGACAUAAAAAGUAAAACUGAAAAUUUUAACAUUUGUUAAUAGGGUGCUUCUCAUUGAUACGGUUUGUGGAGAGUUUCUUUGGAGAAUUCCUGUCCGUGAUCAGUCAGAGAAAUCUUCCUCUAGAGCAAAAUAUCUGCUACAAAUGAGAGGCCAUUGUUGACCCUCUACAUGAAGACAAAUGGGAAAUCACUGAAAUGGGGCAUUUCAAAUUCCCAAAUUCAGUGUAUAGCAUUCUCCUUGUCUCUCAACCCUCUAAUGCCUUGUUUGGCUCUGCCCAGAUUAUAUUUUAUCACCUAAGCGAUAGAGAUUCACAAGUAAGUAGUUGAGUGUUUCUCCAUGUUUUUUGUUUGUUUGUUUGUUAAAGAAGUUGAAAGAAAGUAAACUUGUAAGGAUCAUUAAAUUUUAUAUAAGAUCUUAAGGAGCCCAUGUGAAAGGCAUGGAAAACAAGCACUGGACCAGAAAAUUGUAUCUGAUUUCUCCUCUAUCUUAAAAUGCUGUAAGUUUUUCCUGUGCUUUCAAGGAGAGCAGGAGUCUGGGACAAGGUGGUCUGAGUUUCAGUGAGAAAAGUGAGAAAACUAAUCCAUGUUAUCUUGGCUUCUAGAUCUGCAAAGCAGGGAUGCUUACCUUGAGAGACAGAGAAAACAAACCUUGGAAAGACUCAGAGGAAAUCAUACAACUCAUUGUAACCAUUUGCAUCUCUUUACAAAGAAAAAAAUCACAAUACAUACUUCUGGGGAUUUUCCAUAUUGAUGGAAGAAAGUGUUCAAGAUACCAAAGUGAAUCCCACUGAAGGCAUGUAUUAGCAUUAAUUUCUCCUAACUAUUAAAAUGAAGCCUGUGUGGUUCUUUCUCCCCUUAAGAUGGUCAACAAAACUGCUGAAACUCUGAAAGAGGAUUGAUGUAGAAACAUGCUAGAAUUAACCUUAUUUUAAAAACAGUAACUAUGAAUAAUAGAGGACUUUUCCAACCAGUAAGACUCUGUGCACUGAGGCUCUUUGCACAGGAACUUCUGAAUUCUGAACAAGGUUUGACAGGAUAUUGCAGGUAGCAAAAUACUGUGUGAGAAGUUAAUAACAUUUCAUCUCAGUGCCUGCUGAAGGCCAAUCUAGGAUUCCUCAGAAAACCAGCAUGUCAGCUGAUGACCCUGGGAGUCUUUGUGGGGAGGUUGUUGGUGUUGUCCUGUCUAAAGGACCCAAAGUCGUUGAGUGAGAACAUCUCAAGGAACUUUUUGUAGCCUCCACAGUAACCACUACAAUAUACUAUCCACAGAUAUAAAUACUCAAUAAAGAUUUAUUUAAUGGAAUUUAAUUGUUAGCAGGUCCUGAGCUUGACUAAAGCAGACAACUGCUCUUGGGAAUACAACCAAACCCAGGAGCUCAAAGAGAAUAGAGCAUAGUCAAGGUCAAGUGUCCCCAGAAAGGUCAUGCUUGUUUAGUUCAUAGCUCAGAUCAGUUGUGGUGGAUAUGAAGGCACUAAUUCCCAUUCAGAGGCACAGAUACCACUCAUUUGUACAUGAAUUGGAAUAUAUAAUGGGACCUGGCCCUUGAAAGUUUUGUGGCCCUUUCAAAGCCAAAAGGAAAGAGGGAAAACUGUAUCUGUUUUCUGAUUCCCUUUUCCAAGAAGCUGAAAAUACAUUGCAAAUGAGCCCUUAGUUGUUGUGUGUCACUAUUCUUACAAAACCUAUCUUUGGUUCCAAGGUUGGGAACUUGUUCUGCCUUGCUUUCUCACUCACCUCCAACUGGGCUAGGUCUCGAAGUCUCAUUUUGACCAUAUAUUCUUUCAGCCAGGUGGGAGAGAUGAGAAGAGGCUAAAUAUAGCCGUAUAAAAAACAACCAGCCAACUAGAAAGCACCUUCAGGCUUAACAUCAACAGUGAGUAUGUAGCAUUAGCUUCAAGUCGUGUGUGAACAAGCACAAAUAUUUUCUAAGAAUAUUUUUCAGAAGAGGGUAUUUUUUAGAUAUAAUCUCUAAAUUGUAUUAUAAAUGAUAAAUGGGCAAGUUAACUAACUUUAUUUCAGGUAUGUUUUACAUAUAUGCUGCCAUGAUUAGCUCUGUCUUUCUUUGUGACUAUAGAUUAUGUCAGUCAGUUUAUUAGUCUUGCUGGAAAGAGAGCAUUGCCAUACUAUGGUAUUGGGAAAGGAUCUUUGAGAUGAUGAUGAAGGUUGUAGGAAAGGCUCAAGUUUGUUUUGAUAUUUGUUUCAUUUUAAAAGGCUGUGACUAGCACUUCAUACCUGUCUAAUAAGCAUGCAUGUAACAUUUUUAUGUUUGCUGAAUGCCUUAAAGUCCCCCAUUAGUCUCCACCAUACCCCUUGAGGGUGGGUUAGUAUUAAAACCAACAGUUUACAUUUGAGGAGAUUUAAGACACAAAGGGAUUAUGUGAUUUAUACAAGGUCACCCAGCAUGCAAGCCUAGCUAAUAAAAGAUGACUGCAAAGCUCUUUCCAAAUAAAAUUGCCUUAUAAACAUUAGGUGGUAUUAAUGGGCAUGAUCCCAGGAUGAGUAAAAUACUCUCUAGGAGUAAAGUGCUCAUACACACUCUAUAUGAUUAAUUCUUUUUAACCUCGGGGCAACUUUUGAUGUAGGAAUUCUUGAACCUGGCUAUGCAUCAGAAAUGUCUUAAUAGUUUUGAGAACAUGUGAGCACCUGGGCCCCUACCCAAGCUGAGAAACCAUAAUCUGGGAGGCGGGACCCAGAUAAUUUGUAUCUUAUAAAAGCUCCACAGGGGAUUGUGAUGCUCAGCCAGGGUGGAGAACCACUAUCCUAGACUAUAAUAACCUCAGACAAGCCAAGAGCAACAAGAUACCAUGGAGUCAGUUUAGGAGAAAAUUCUAGUGUCUUCCAGGCUUCCGUCUACCUAGUUCAAAACUAUUAUUAGCAAAGGAACUGUGUCCCUGAAAGACUCAACUGUAUCCAUGUAUGGAAUUUCAGGAAAUAGGGCCGAGAUUAAAGUUUAUUUAAGAACCAUGCAUGUGGG